This is a messenger RNA of Synchiropus splendidus (mandarinfish), 1021 nucleotides long. It is a transcript of the gene cabp5a, whose product is annotated as calcium binding protein 5a. The record is from RefSeq and is a predicted model, not a curated record. Bases 99 to 650 code for a protein of 183 amino acids. The transcript has 7 exons. Gene Ontology annotation, molecular function: calcium ion binding. Lineage: Eukaryota; Metazoa; Chordata; Actinopteri; Syngnathiformes; Callionymidae.
UACAGAACAGAGGAGCACUCAUUGGGGGUAGCACUCAACCAGAGGAGAGGAGGGUCGGUUCUCACUCACCUGCAGCUGGAGAUCAACCUCACACGUUCAUGAUGCGUCUGUCUGAUGACAAGACUUCACCAGAGACAGGUGUGAGUUUGGGAGCAGCCUGCAUUUUUUUGCGAGGAGGAAAAAACAUUUCCAGACAACUGGCUGACGAUGAAAUUGAAGAGCUGCGUGAUGCCUUUAAUGAGUUCGACAAAGACAAGGAUGGGCUGAUCAGCUGUAAGGACCUGGGGAACCUGAUGAGAACCAUGGGCUACAUGCCGACUGAGAUGGAGCUGAUCGAGCUGAGCCAGAACAUCAACAUGAACCUUGGUGGCAGGGUCGAUUUUGAGGACUUUGUCGAGCUGAUGGCCCCAAAGUUGCUGGCUGAAACAGCAGGGAUGAUCGGCAUGAAGGAGCUCAAGGAUGCUUUUAAAGAGUUUGAUGCUGACGGCGACGGAGAGAUCACCACAGACGAGCUGCGCUCAGCCAUGGUCAAGCUGAUGGGCGAGCACAUGGCCCGGAGAGAAAUCGAUGCCAUAGUCAAAGAAGCAGACGAUAACGGAGACGGAACUGUAGACUUUGAAGAAUUUGUCCGAAUGAUGUCGCACCAAUGAUGAGGAGGACGCCAACAUGUCAACACACCACACAUUUGCAGUCUUCCAUUCUACUGGGUUGAGAUUAACUGAAACCAAUUGUACGACUUAAUGCAAUAUGUAAUAACUUUUGUUGAAUACUGUACAUAAGAGCAUUUUACUGUCUCUAAAUGUUCAUUCGUGCCGCGCCCAACUCAACUCCUCACAGUGUUGACGGCGAGGCUCUGCAGUGAUGUCCACACCAAGAGUUUUUGGAUGGGUUUGCAGUAACGCCCAAUUAAUGGGAUUACAUCAUUCAAUUGUGGAAGACGUCCAGUAUGUAAAUCCUGCUGCUGGGCAUUACAGGAAAUCUGCCUCUUUGGCACAGAUCAAAAAUAAAAGCAUUAAAAUAU